GCCAGGUCCGCCGGCGGCGGGACAACGGCUGCACUAGGCCGCGUUACUGCCUCCGUCGCUAGAAACUCUGAGAUUGGGGAAAUUCUGGUUUGCUUUCCAGCUUCAUUCCCAGGGAAAGGAUCUCUCACCGAAAAAAAAUGCGUAACUGAUGGCUUGGGAUUCGCUCUGCAGAGAUGGCUUACUGCGCCCCAAGAUAAGAAGUGCCUCAAGACAGACUACAGGAAGCCAGAGCAGCUACAAAACACCUUCUCUGGAGGAGCUGCGGCGCCUGCUCUGGACACGCACGCAUCCCACUGGGCACAUUGACGAAGUCUGGCCAAACCUUUAUGUGGGAGACCUUUACGUAGCUCGUGACAAAGAACAGCUGAGCCGAAUGGGCAUCUCCCAUGUUGUGAACGCUGCUGCUGGGCGAUUUCAUAUCGACACUGGGCCCAAGUUCUACAAAGACCUGCCUGUGGAUUACUAUGGCAUAGAAGCAGAGGACAGCCCAAACUUUGAUCUCAGCAUUUACUUCUACCCAGUUGCUCGAUACAUAAGAGCAGCACUGAAGUCUCCAAGAGGCAAAGUACUAGUUCACUGUGCAAUGGGGAUCAGUCGAUCAGCAACUCUUGUCCUUGCUUUCUUAAUGAUCUGUGAAGAGAUGUCCCUCGCUGAUGCCAUUCGGACUGUGCGCUCACACAGAGGCAUCUGCCCCAACUCCGGCUUCCUCCAGCAGCUUUGGGAGCUGGACCUCCAGUUAGCAAGGGAGAAACACAAAGGAGCAAAGGCCUUCUAGCUGGAGAGGGGGGCGGCACUCUGCCACCAGGCUGGGAGAGCGUAAGGAGGCUGAAUCUGGACUGUUUUGGAGUUGCAUUGAGCAACUUCUCUGAAAAUGGCUGUCUAUGAGCAAGCUGGGUAGAAGCUUGGUAUGUAUUUUUUGGACAAGCCCAGUAAUUGAAGGAAAAUGAAAUAAAGAAUUCAAAGCAGCA
Messenger RNA from Rhea pennata, 968 nucleotides. Its product is annotated as dual specificity protein phosphatase 13B-like. NCBI's taxonomy places the organism in Eukaryota, Metazoa, Chordata, Aves, Rheiformes, Rheidae. Gene Ontology annotation, biological process: negative regulation of MAPK cascade; protein dephosphorylation. The record is from RefSeq and is a predicted model, not a curated record. The transcript has 4 exons. Gene Ontology annotation, molecular function: protein tyrosine/serine/threonine phosphatase activity; MAP kinase phosphatase activity. The coding region runs from base 149 to 775 and encodes 208 amino acids. Gene Ontology annotation, cellular component: cytoplasm.